Messenger RNA from Entelurus aequoreus (snake pipefish), 18117 nucleotides. RefSeq lists its product as uncharacterized. The transcript has 55 exons. Lineage: Eukaryota; Metazoa; Chordata; Actinopteri; Syngnathiformes; Syngnathidae. The record is from RefSeq and is a predicted model, not a curated record. The coding region runs from base 64 to 17493 and encodes 5809 amino acids.
CAACCUCAACCCCAGACUCAAACCUUGUCCCAAAUAAGGCCCCAAAAUCAACAACUGUCACAGAUGCCAGUGUAUGAUGUGACUCUAAUGCAGACACAACAUGGCCAGAGUGAGCAACCAAUGUGGAUGCAGGUACAACAUUUACAAUCCCACUCUUCUUAUCCCCAGGCUCAGCAAUAUCCAUCACCUGAGCAUGUUAAUGUCCGCGCUCAAAUACCACAACAACUACAACAAACUAAUGUAGUGUAUCCUCCACAGCCUCACCUUCAACCUCGUCUACAGGCCCAAUCCCAACCUCACAUUCAGACACAAGCACAUAUGCAGCCACAGUUUCCCCUUGCCCAGCUUAAUCCUCAGUUUCCUCCACAAUUCAGAUCAAUAGUUCCAACACCAAGCCAACCCCAGACUCAAUCACUGUCGCAAUGUAUGCCCGAACCACAGCUCGCACAACAAUCUAAAGUUCAGCCAUCCCUCCAACCCAAACCUCAGUUUCUGCCCUUAUAUAAACCUGAACUGCAGUUGGUUCAUCAAGCCAUUGUCCAGCCUACCACUCAAACCAACGCUAAAUCAGUGCCACAAUGUAAACCUGAACCCCAGAUAGCCCAAUCACUACCUGAGUAUAUACCUGAAUCCCAGCUGGCUCAUCAGGCUAAAUAUGUAUCACCAACACAAAGCAGUGUUGGAUCAAUGCCACAACCUUCACCUGAACUCCAGUCACCACAACUCAAGAUUCAGUCACCAAUCAAACCAGCUACACAAUUACAACAAAAGGUCCAAAAAUCACCUGAACCCAUGUCUCAUCUGCAGCCACAACCUCCAAUUCAAUCUGCUCCUCAAUUCACUCAAAAGCCAACCCAUUCAAUCAUCCAUUCCCAGGUGUGUGUUUUGCCUCACUCCCAGGCAGAAUCACCAGACCUCUGCUUGACACCACCUGUCCUUUCUCAAGCACCUCCCCAAGCCUAUUCUGAGGCCUAUGCUAAGGCCCAGGCUUUGGCUAGAAACGGUUUUGAGGAGGCUAAGCACUGCCUCCAGGGGCACAUCCUGGAGGCCAUCACUAUCUUCAAAGAUAAAUGCAUACCAGAUGGACAGGCAUCAGCGACAGAUACUCUGAAAACCCUGGAUCCAGAGUUACUGGAGGAAUUCCUAAGAGCAGCAAAGGGCAUGGAAGCCUUCUGUACACCUUCCCAGCUCAAAGACAUGGAAACCUUCACUCAGUCUGUCAGGUCUCAGUGGGAGUCUUGCUUCUCAGCUGAGUGCAGACUCCAGGCAGGCAACCAUUUGGAGACCUUAAAAGAGUUGUGUGACAUGCUCAGUCCAGAGGACGCUCAUCGUCUAGCCCACACUCAGUUGAGGGAGUGUGAGAGUAGCUUGGCUGCCAUCCAGCGCCAAUUCAGUGGAGACCAAGAAGCCCUACUGCCUGAUUCAAGGAUUCCUGUUGUAUUCAAUGAUGAUCAGACCCCACAAAAAGAAACUGAAAGUGUUAAUCCAUCAAUUUCAACUGAGGCGUCGCAGAUGAAAAUCAUGACAGCAAGUGUAGAGCAAAAACCGGUUAAAAAGCAGCCCCCAGUUGUGGAAGAAGUCAUCAAAAAGGAAGCUUUAGAGAGAUAUGAUAAUUGCAAGAAGUCUCUGCAAGUCCAGCUGUCUAAAAAUGAACAGAGCAUCAGCGAUGUUCCCUCAGACUCUGGGACUCUAAAAGGUCUUCACACUCGCCUUCAGGAAAUUCAGUUCUUGAGGCAGGAGACGACAUCUCUGUGGUCUGAGUUUGCAAACCAGUGCUCCCACUUGAGUGAAGAUGCUGGUCUGGAGCAGGAGAUAUCAGAGCUUGAGGAUCAGUGGCGGGCUCAACAGUCCAACCUUCAGAGGAGAGGCAGCUCACUGGGUGCUGCUCUUCGACAAAUUGACUCAACAGAGAACCACAUGGUGGAUUUCAGCGACCGCUUGGACCGUUACCUUAGACAACCCAAAGACAUCACUGCCUUCACACUGGCCAACACUAACAUCCUGAAAGACAUCAAGGAACUGGAUGAAAAUAUCCAGAGUGAACUGGAUCAGCUUUCACGUCUGGAGCCUGAAUCCAGUAACCUUGAUCCCAGAGACUGCCUACCUCUCUCCCGUGAGGUAGAAGCCCACAGAAACAGCCUGGAUCAGCUUCGGCAACAAGUUCGCAAGAGUGAGGCGGCUGCUCGCGCUCUUGACCGCUUCCUCGUGUCACUUCGCACCUUAGAGGAGGACAUCGCCGGAGUCCAGGGAGCCCCCUGCAGUGACACUGUGGCUCUGCAAGACUGUCGAGCCAAGCUCGCUGUUAUUAAACAGAGUGUGGGCAGUCUGAAAGACAAGGCGCCGCAGCUAGAUCUGCUGUUGCAGGGGGCUCGGCUGACGGUCACAAAGGAUGGUUCUCCUGCCUCCUGUCUAGACAUGGUAAAUGUCUUGUUGAAGAAGCUGGGAGAAGCUGAUAGCGGACUUGUAGGUCAGCAGCAGAGCCACAAGAAGGGAAACCAGAGCAAAUCUUUGGGAUUGAGGAAGAGGACCCUGUUGGGAGAAGUGAGAAAGCUCCAGGACACCAUCGAAACACGAGGCCUAACUGAGGCGUCCAUGCCAGCCGUGCAACAGAGACUUCGGGCUCUGUCUGAUUUGGAUGACCAGCGGCAGACUCUGAACUCAGAGCUCCAAAUUCUCAGGGACCUUCCUGAGUGUCAAGGAGAAGGUCAAAAUCCCCUUGAGGAGCUAGACACUCUAUACAAGCAGACUGAAACAUCUUUGACUGACAGGAAGCAGCAGUGCAGCAUCCUGAUGGAGCUGCUGAAGAAGUUCCAAAGCUGUCGCAGCGGGCUAAGUAACACCAUGCAGAGAGCGGAGCAGACCAUCAGUGAGCAAGCCUCCUACCUGGGCAAAGACAACCUUCAGAGGAUCAUAACCAAGGUCCAGGACAUUAAGAAGGAGCUAAGUGGCCUCGGUGAGCCGAUGGAUGAGUUCAGGGGAGUUUCUAAGCAGCUGCAGUCUACACUGAAGAAGUUUCCGGACUGCAGAGAGGCUCCAUUUGAGACUGAGGCUGACAUACUGAUGGACAACUGGCUGGAUAUGACCGAGAAAACAGACUCAUACAUGGACAACCUUAAGGUGGGCCUGGAACUGUGGGAAAAGCAAUUGAUGUUGGGGGGAGAGAUUGAUGGCUGGGUGGCCACCAAACUGGCACUCUUUGCGGAAAGCCACCCCUUCCACAAACAGGAGCAAGUUGUGGCAAUGAAGGAAGAGGUGCAGGCCCAUGAGGAAAACAUUGAUAAUUUCCACAAGAAGUCUGAGGAGAUCCAGGAAAUGCUUCAGAGUCAGGAUGCACCACUUGAACUGCAAGUGAUGGAAACACAGCUGAGGAAGAGGAUGGAGCAGGUGAAGGAGCUGUUUGCAGACUGCACCGACGUCUUUGAGGAGCUGAUGAUGGUGAAGACACAUUUUGCGGAGAAAAUUGCAGAGUGCCUGUCAGCCCUUGGGAACAUUCACUGUUCUAUCAGUGAGCUCCAUGCCUCAGAACCAAAAGCAGAGACCCAGAUGCAGGAUCUAGAGGCAGGUCUAGAGGACCAGGAGAGGCAGGCUGAGUCCGUGCUGAAGGAGAUUGCUCUGGUCUCCAGUGUGGCGAGUCCACAGGUGCUGGAGACUCUUUCGGCGGACUGCGAAGGACUGACAGCUGCCAUCGCCCGCGCCAAGGACAUAAUCCACCUGAAGAGAGAGGAGCGGGAAAAAGGCUUCCUCACGGUCAUUGAAGAUGAGAGGCAGUCAUUUGAGGACUGGUACCAGGACCUGCAGCUGGCUGUCUAUGAGUGCUUCGAGGACCCAGAGAGUAGGUUGGAUGUAGAAACGUCUUUGCAGAGACUGACAGGCUUCUUGAAGACCAACGCUGCAGAGCAACGUCUGGACCAGCUGAAGGAUCAUCUGGACAUCGGCCGCCAACAGAUUGAUGCUCAACGGCUGACCGAGCUCGACAACUGGCUGAAAGAUGAGCGCGAGGAGGUGCUCAGGUUCACCAGACACUGUUUGAUUAGGCAGAAACAGAUAGAGUGUCUCCAUGCAGACUUAUGCGGUCUGCAGACACAUCAUGAUAGCCUCCACGAGUGGCUGCAGGACAAAGAGAAUCAAAGUACAACCCCUGUCAAAGCCAAACAUCUCCUCAAGGACCUCCAGGAUGAAAGACAAAGAGCGGACGCCGUCAUUGAGCUCCUUGCUUCAGUGAGCCGCCAGGGCGUUAAAGCUGACCCGCUCGUGAAGGACAGCGACGACCUAAUACGGCGCUACCGAAAGCUGGAAGCCAGACUGCAGACACAGGCGGAGGCCCACGACAUCUUGGAGGGGGAACUGGAGCAGUUUAUGAGCCAGUCUGAGAGAACCAAAGGCUGGUUUAAAGACCUCCUACAGCCUUUUACCUUAGCAGAUGGAGACAAGCAGUGCAAGGAGAUGAGCCACCAAGCAAAGGCUCUUCUGAGCACAAAACCAGAGGGAGACUCCAAGGUGAACCAGCUGCGAUGCCUGAGCCAGAGUCUUUGCGAGCAGGAGCAGUUGGAGCAGAGCAAGAAACAGCAAGUCCAGCAGUCGCUUCAAGACGUGGAGGACGAAUGGCAAGCUGUCCUCCAGGCUGCUGAAGAUACUUUAAACAAGUCGGAGAAGCAAGCUUGCCUACACCAAGAAAUGGAUGCUUUCAGAGUCCAGAGUGACAGCUUGCAGUCCUGGAUCAGCGACUCUGCUGAGGACAUUCAGUCUCCUGGAGGUUGCACGGAUGAAAAGCAGCAUGACAUUCUGCUCAUUAAAACAGACUUGGGGUCUAAGCUCCAGAACCUUAAGGAGCAGGGCGAGAGUCUGUGCAACAGUGUGGACUUGGAUGAAGGCUUUCGAAAGGAGAUCCAGGACACAAUAAGACUAAGAGAAGAGCAGUGGCAGACGGUAACGAAGGCUGCUGAGGAGAUGGAGACUGCAGCCGCUUGCGACAAGGACGUUGCUGCACUCCGAAGUCGCAUCAAGGCCACCCAGUCUUGGAUCAGGGAGCAGAGGCACAAGCUGCUGUCGCUUGGAAGUCACAUGCUGCUCCAGGAAAGACUGCAAGUUACACAGGCUGUUAUGGCUUCCGAACAUGAGGGCCAAUCAAAAGUUUUGGACUUGAAGAAGGAAGAGGAGAACCUGGAUACGAGCAGAAGGCCCGAGGUGACGCAGUUGGUGUUAGACCUGGAGCAGCAGUGGAGGUCCGUCCUGCAGACGUGCAAAGAGGCCGAAUUGCGAGGUUUCGCUGACGACUUUGAGACUCAGAGUAAAACCACGCAGUCAUGGGUGAGAGAGCAGGAGAAGAAGCUGCAAUCCGUCAGCGUCCACGCUCCACCUGAAGAGAGAUGUCGCACAAUCCAGGAUGUUCUGCAGUCCAAACCUGACGGCGACUGCCAGGUGAACAACCUGAGGAGGCGGGGCCAGAGUCUUUGUGACCGUCAGGACGUAGAGGAGGGCAGAAAGUGUCAAGUCCAGCAGACGGUCCAAGACACGGAGGAGCAGUGGAGGGAGGUUUUGCAGGUCGCCAGAAAGCUGAGAGAGGAUAUAGGAGCUCAAAUGAACCAAGAGAUGGAGAGGAGAGUUUUGGAGCUGACAGAAUUCAAAAGCCUCCAUCAGGAAACCAACCACUGGCUCUCAGACCUCCAGCAACAGCUGGAUUCUCUAACCAGUCAAUCAACAGAACAGGGAAGACUACAUGCCGCACUGACCAUCAUGGGCUGCAAGUCCGAGGGGGAUAUUAAACUUCAAGAGAUGAAGAGACGCUACCAGAGUUUAUGUGCCGAGGAACUCGAGCAGCACCAAAAAGCGGAUCUUGAGCGGAUCGCACGGGACACACAGGACCAGUGGACCGCCGUCCUCGAGAGUGCCAAAGCGACGCUGAAUGUGUUGGAGAAGCAGAGUGCUCUGAAGUGCCAACUGAGGAAGCACAAAGAGGCCAGGGAAGAAGUCCAAACCUGGCUGGAAGAACAGCAACUGAGCCUCAAUUGUCAUAAAGAUCAUGAAGUGACCAUAACCACUGCACAGGCCAUCCUGAGCUCCAAACCCAACAGAGACUCUGAGCUGGCCGAGCUGAAAAGACAAAGCCACAGCCUCUGUGACCACGAGGACGUCGAGGAUGCUGUCAAGCGGGAGUCUCAACAAGCAGUCAGAGACUUGGAGGAGCAGUGGAGGACGCUGCUCCACGAUGCUGAGAACUCGCUGAAGAAAGCAGAGGUUCUGUACUCGCUCUCGAGGGAGCUGCAAGCCUUCUUUAGCCAGGCAGCUAGCACUGACACCUGGUUGGAGGAGUUGCAGGCACAGCUUGAGACCACCGGGACAGACACUUUAGGCAGCCAGGUCCAGAUAGAGGACCGUCUGAAUACGGCACAGACCAUCUUGAACUCCAAGUCCAGUGGAGAGACUCGUGUGAUGGAGCUGCAGAGGCGUGUGCAGAAUCUGUAUGAACACGAGGACUUGGAGGAGGACAGUAGGCUGGAGGUCCAAACAAAGCUCAAAAAGGUGGAGGAGCAGUGGAGGACCAUCAUGCAGGCAGCGGAUGAGAGGAGCAGGCUACUACAGACGGUCGUGGGCAACCAGGUGUCCUGUCGGUACCAACAAGGACAAGUGCGGUCUCGUUUUGAGGAGCUACAAACACAGAUUUCCAGUUUGCCUCGCGACUUCUCCUGGCCAGGCUUGGGAGAGCGGAGGCAGGCGAUGGAACAAGCCCGGAGCCUGCUGGACAGGAGUGCAGCCCUGGGCCCCCUCCUCUCUGGUUUACGCACCAAGGCUGCAGAACUGUGUGAGACCACCCAGGACCCCGAAUGGGCUGAUUCAACCUGGGGUAGCAUUGAAGAAUCCAUCCCAAUUCUUCUCAAACAGUUAACAGAGGCGCUGGCAAACCUGGAGCGAGGAAUCAUGGCAGAGAGGCAAUGCACUCAGCUUUUGGAACAGCAUGAAGCGGCACAGGACUGGCUGAGAGAGCAGGUGAAAGCCCUGAAAGCGCCUCCAGAUGACAGAAAAGGUCUUCACAGUGCCAUCAACACACUGAAGGCGUUACUCCAGACUGUGGAUAGGGAGCAGAGAGAGAUGAAGGAGCUGGAUGCCGCCAGAGAUGAUCUCCUCAGCGUCUGCACCCCCGGUGGUCGGGAUGCUCUCACCCUGGAGGUUAGCCACCUGCACGAGCUCUGUGCCACCUCUGAGCAUGAUGUGAAGGACCACCUGGGGGCCUGCGAGGCCCGCUUGCGGGACCUGGAAUGCCAGGCAGCCCAAAAGACGAAGGCGCUGACGGAGAAAGCAACUGCUCUGCAGUGGGAGCUGCGAUCUUUGGACCAGGCGCUGGGAUACAGUGAACCGCAGGACAAUGUUGAACAGAUCCAACAGCACUGGCACAGCCUGCAGAAUUGUAAAAAGUCGCUCGAGGAAAUCCGCGGGAAAGUUGAUCAGCUGCAGGAGGAAGUCCGUUCUGCCAAUGAGCUGCCAAUAGAAAUAACCACCAGCGUCGACUCUCUGCGCCAACAACAUGACAGUUUGCAGACUAGGCUGAGGGAGCAUCAGCAAAGUUGCUCAACAAAUGCUGCUCGCUGUUUGACGAAUUCAAUCCAAGCACUGCAGGAAUGGACCCACAACCACAACAAGCCUUCAGAAUCCAUUGCAACUGUGCAGGAGGCAGCAGAUGAAGGGGAAAAGAUGCAGGCUAUUCUUCAGGAGGCACUUUCUCAUCAUCAAUUUCUGAGUGACUGUUUAAAGCAGGAUGUGUUUGACAAACUUUCAAAAGACAGUUCAGAAACACUCAGACAAGCAGGGACACUCCAGAUGUCUCUCUGUCACAACUUAAAGGAACUUAUGAAAAGGAGUGACCAAAAAACGGAUGAUCAGCCUAUGGAUAUUGAUGUCCAUUCUGAAGAGAAAAAGACAUCUUUGGUGGCACCUCCACGGAAGAACAAAAAGUCCAUUAGGAAAAAGUCUCAAGAUGGAUUCCAACAAGACAUUCCCUCAACUGACACAUCAGGACUGGAUCAGGAUGACUUGUCAGUUUCAUCGAGGUCCAGUGAGCAAACUGAUGACACUGAUUCAGGAAAAAACAAAGAAAUUCCAACAAGAAAGAAGUCAAAGACCAAGCAAGUAUCCCUGGAUCGUCUUUCAACAGGUGAAAUAGUUCAUGUGGAAACCAAGAAAACUGAACAUGAAUCUAAAAAGACUUCAGUCAGGGGGCAAGAUGAAGCUAUGGUGAUGGAUGAAAGAAAGACAACAUCUGCAGCGACUCUGUAUACCAAUGAUGUACCACAGGCUAAAGAAGGAACAGAAAAGCUUCAUGGUGCCACAACUCUAGAGUUAGUUUCUGUCAGUUCUACAGAAAGUAAGGAACCUUCACAAAGUAAGGAACCCUUACCUACAGAAGAAAGUACACAAAUAUCCGAUGCAGCUUUUGUGGAAGCAAAGAUCACUUCCAAUAGAAAGUCAACGCUUCUAGAAGACAGAGAACUUGGUGUCUGUAAUGAUUCAAACCUCGACAAAGCAAGAAAAGACUCUGAAAGUGGGGAAGCUUCUGCAGUAGCUCAACUCGUCACAGGAAUUAUUGAGGCAGCUAUGAAAGACAUUGCUUUACCUUCAAAGAAGGAUCAGGUAGAACUGGAACAUACUAAAACGUCCUCAGCUUCACAAGCUGUCACAGGCACUCCAGAGGUUGAUAUUGCCAAGGCAGGAAAGAUCUCACCACCCAAAAGAAAGUCAAAGAGUUCUAAGGUUUCUCAAGGGCAGCCUAAAACAAAAGAGCAAAUUGUUACAAAAGAAGAGUUAUAUCUGAAACCGAAAGAGAAAAAACUUGUAGGAGUUGAAGAACUUGGCGUUUGUGACGAUUCAAACCUUCAGAAAGCAACCGAAGACUCUAAAAGUGUGGAAGCUUCUGUCGUAGCCCAACUUGUCACAGGAAUCAUUGAAGCAGCUAUGAAAGACAUUGGUUUACCUUCAAACAACGUUCAGAUAGAACUGGAAAGUACAAACACCUCUUCAACUUCAAAAGUUUUCACAGGAAUCCCUGAAGUUAUUAUUGGGGAGGAAGAAAAGAUCCCACCACCCAAAACAAUUUUAAAGAGUUCAAAGAUUUCUCCAGAGCUGCCUAAAAGAGAGGAGCACAUUUUGACGAACAAAGAUUUCUAUCUGGAACCAAAACAGGAAAAACUUGUAGAUGUCAAAAAACCUAAUGUCUGUGACGAUUCAAACCUCAACAAAGCAGGAAAAGACUCUGAAAGUGGGGAAGCUUCUGUUGUAGCCCAAUUUGUCACAGGGAUAAUUGAGGCAGCUAUGAAAGACAUUGCUUUACCUUCGAAGGAGGAUCCGACAGAACUGGGAUGUACAAAAACGUCCUCAGCAUCACAAGUUAUCAGAGGAAUCCCUGAAGGCAUUGCGGAAGAAGGAAAGAUCUCACCAUCCAAAAGAAAGUCAAAGAUUUCUCCAGAGCUGCCUAAAAGAGAGGAGCAUAUUUUGACAGAAGACAAAUUCUACCUAGAACCAAAAGAAGAAAAGCUUGUAGAAGACCAAGAACUUAGUGUCUGCAACGAUUCAAACAUCCACAAAGCAACAAAAGACUAUGAAAGUGAGGAAGCUUCUGCAGUAGCUCAACUGGUCACAGGAAUCAUUGAGGCGGCUAUAAUGGAACAUGGUAUACCUUCAAAGAAAGAUGAGAUGGAACUGGACUCAAGAAAAACGUUCUCGGUUUCACAAGUUGUCACAGAAAUUCCUAAAGUUAUUGCGGAGGAAGGAAAGAUAUCACCACCCACGAGAAAGUCAACGGAUCGGAAACUUUCCCCCAAACUUCCAUCCAAAGAAAUGAUAGUGCCGACACAAACGUCAUUUGAGUCUAGCGUCAAAAGGGAAGAAGCCGUUACUCCUUUGCCAGUCUAUGCUGUUGGUGAUACAGAUGAUGACAAAGUAAAUCAAGACUAUGAAAGUGGAAAAAACACUUCAGAAGCACAUGCAGUAACAACAACACUUGAGGCUUCUCCUGAAGAUGAAAGAAAAAUCUCACCAUCCAAAAGAAAUUCAAAGAGAUCAACAGCUUUUCCAGGACUUCCUAAAAAGAUGGAAGAAAAAUCUGAUAGUCACAGACCUUGCUCUAAUACAGGAAAUGCUGAGACUACUGUGUUUGAGGAAAGCAAACUGAAAAAUGAGGCAGAGACUGAACAGAAGUCUUCUGAUUCCAUAGAGACGUCUGAGAACAAUAUCACUGAAGUAAUCAGUGACUUGCCAAUUGAAAGACAAGCAAAACAUUUUGAUGAUUCAAAUUCAGUGGUUGAUAAAGAUACAUGUUUUCAGCCUGAGGAGGGUGAACAAGUCGACACACUGGUAAAAGCAAGCAAAACCAAAGAUAAUGUUGUAGGAAAGAUCUCACCACCAAAAAGAAAACAAAAAAGUGGGAAGGUUUCAUCAGAAACUCCCAAAUUGCCAACUAGGAGAAAGUCCAAAAAUCAUGAUGUUUCCAAAGAGCCAGUUACUGAUGUCAGUGAAGGUUUUGAGACCAAGACUGGAGAUUCAAGACAAGGCCCUGAAAGUGAGGGGAAGUCUUCAGUUGAACUGCUGGUAAAAAGUAAACCGGACGCAGCUGUUUUGGAAGAUAGAAAGCUCUCGCCGCCAAAAAGAAAGUUAAAGGGUUUAAAGGCUUCAACAGAUGACAUGCACGACGCUAUCAAGAGCCUGCCAGAAGACACUGUUGGAUUAGAAGUUAAGAACAAGGAUAUAGCUACCGCUGAUGUUAAAGCAGAGACCAAGUCAGAUGAGAACACUUCUGAGUUGCAUGCAAAUGCAGCUGAAAAUGAUGGCACUAUACUUCCUCCCUUUGCACGUACUGGUGAGGCGUUUACAGAAAUGAUCUUAAUCGAUCAAACCAUGACUGCAAUGCAAACUGUUAUUGAGUUGGAACUGUUGGAAACAAGGGAAAUACCUGAAGAAGUGAAAGAUAAUAAUGUACAGGUACAGAUUAGUAAUGAUGAUGCCACCACAAGCUUGGAAAACCCGUCUGUAUUAUUAGAAAGUAUCCAAGGAAGGGCUGGUGUAGACAUGUUAGAGGUAAAUAUACAGAGUCAGGUAGAGGAUGGGCAGCUCUCUGUUAUGAGCAGUGCUGAACAGCAAGUGAUCCAAAGUGAGUCUGGUCAAUCCAGCUCUGUGGUUUUAACAAAACUUCAGCCAAAUAAAACUGAAUUGAUAGAAAUCAUAUUAUUUGACCCGGCCAUGGAAAAGAAAUGCCAGACUGACAGUCAGGUGGAACCUUCGGAAACCAGCCAGGAAACAUAUAUUGAAACCGUGGAACAAACAGCCGCCAUAUCUGCAAAUAGAAUGCAAGAUACUGCCUUGACAAUUCACAUUGGACCUGAAGUGCAUGUUUUAAAGGUAGAUGUAACAGCAUGUCAAGAGGAACAGGAAAACACACUAGAAACAGGACCAACAAAUGAAAUUGUUCAAAGUAAUAUUCAGUGUGAAAGACCGGCAGAAAACAAAGACACGUCAGACAAGAGUCUACCUAAGACAGCACUUGAGGAGUUACCAAAAAUCCAACAAAUUGUGAUUGAAAGUCAUUCUGCUCAGCUCCCCAAUGUUGAUUCAGAAGAAAAGUCAUGUCAAGCAGAGACAGACACUGGAGGAAGCACCCAAGAGGUCCAGGCCCGAACGUCUUCAAGUACUGAAGUUGAAAUGGCUUCAAAAAACAAGACUCAUGAGGGGGAGAAAGACAAACCCCCAACAGAAAUGUCACCAGUGGAAAAGCAAGAAGUAAGCCGCAAAAGACAUGACGACGAGGUUCAAAGUGAAUCAAUUAAAGCUAUUUCUGUUGCUUUUGAGCCAGUUCAGCCACUAGAGAGUGGAAACAACAAAGACUAUGUUGAAUUAAUCCAAGAUAAAGAUCAGUCACAACUAUGUGCUGAAUCCCUUGGACAGGAAGAACUCCAAAUAGGUGUCGGACAAGAGAUGGCGUCACCACAUGAAUCAUCCAGUGAUAUUCAGCCCAUCAUGUCAUUAAUUAAAAUGACAGAGGCAGAAGUUUCAGAAUUUGCUGAACCUCCUUUACACUCUGAUUUGGAUACUGUACCUGAUACUCAAACAGCGGAACAAGUUGAUAAUCCAGUAAGUAGUACAGCUCAAAAUGACAUUGGAAAGGUGGUCAGAUUUGGGCCACAAAAUAUUACCCACACAGACACUCCAACAAGUAACUCCGAGCCAAAUGAAGCGAUCUCUGAGAAUUUAAAUGUUGAUGCACUAGAAAAUUCUCCAUUGACGGACAUCUUCUCAGAGAUAAAGAUGGUCACAGACGCAGGACUUCUAAAGGAGGUCGAAGCGUGUGAGAAUCCUCUAGCAGAACUAAUGACCUCCAGCAGUGACCUUGAUGAUCGCCGGUGUAGGUUAGUGUUAAAACUCCUAAGCUGCAAGAGUCACUCCCCAGAGCUCCAGCCAACAGUUAUGAUGCAGCAGGUUAAGGAGGCUCAGGAAUGUCAAGACAUGGCCCAGGAUCAAGUAUCUCUGCUUUGCCAGCAGAGAGAUGUACCUGCUGAGAACUCAGACACUUUAGAGUUCGUGGAGGACCAGUGGAGAGCUGUUGCUCAGGAUGCAGCUGCUGUUGUCGAGAGCAAAGAAGCCCAUCUGCAGCUGGUGCAUAACUUCUGUCAAAUUACUCAAGAAACCAAGACUACAUUAGAAAGACUGGCAACUGAACUGGAUGCUGUAAGAAAUUCCCUGGCAGAGAGUAGCCACAAGAAGGCCGACCAGCUGAACUCCAUUAAGAGAGAUAUAGAAGAAAACAGGAGUGUCCUUGGGAAGUUACUUGGCAUCCACACAAAGCUGUAUCCCCUUCUUAGUUGCUCUAAUCAAGCAACUGCAAAAAUUCAGCUUCAGACUCUACAUCAUGAGUGGAGAGAAAUGGAGACAGUUCUAGAGAAGGCCUUGCAUCAUACUGAUAUUCAGUCCCAAAAGGCCAGCAGCCUUUUGCUGGAGUUGUCAUAUCUGCGGGGACAUUUAGAAUCAAUCGGUGAAGAACUUGAAGCUAAAUAUCCGAGUAGCCAAGUAUGCCAGUGGGAUCACAAGAAGGCGCAGCAGUUUUUGAUGGCACAUGCCGAGGUUAAAGCUGCUAACGUGAAAUAUCUCCAUUUGAAAGAAAGGUCGGAGUCACUACUCCUAAGUUUAUGGCCAAAAGAAACCGCAGAGAUAAACAAAGGUCUGCUGAAUGUCAAAGACCAAGUUUGUCUAUCAGAAGAGUGGAUGUCCUCUCAAAUUCAGAAAAGCAGUAAUCCUAUAAUGGAGCAAGUGAUGACAGUGGCGAGGGAUGGGCUCACUUGGGCCAAGCAGAUUGAGAGUGAUCUUGAUGGCAGGCGAAAGACGGUACCUCUGCACCCUGAGGCGGUUCACCAGCAACUCAGGGAUCUGAAAAGGCUGCAGUCUGAGGUCACAAUCAAACACAGUCAACUAAAAAUACAGGUAAAAGAGGUAGCAGGUUACUUACCACAGCUGGACCCAGCCGAGGAGAUACCUGUGGUUCAUUCUUUGCUGGACUAUCUAAAAGAAUGUUCAAAGUCAAUCACUGAGAAGUUAUCCAAAGCCAUGAAGGACACAGAAUCCGGUCUGCAGAUCAGGGAAAAGCUAUUUGAACAGAUUGCAGAUCUAGACACCUGGGUUGGGACUCAUCUGCAAAGAGUCACAGCCAAAAGCAUAGGUGGGGAAUGCAUGUGUCCUGCUGAGAUUGAUUACAGUGAGAUCCAAGAAACGCUUGUUGAAGCUAAAACACAGUCUGCUCUCUGCAAUGCCCUUUUAAAUAAGAGUAAAGACAUUUGCUCUGAGCUUAGCAUCACUGAGAAUUGCCAGCUUUUUGACAAGAUUAAAGACCUACAAAAAGAUAUUGACAUGAUCAGCAGCUAUGAAAAGUCUAACAAAAAUGAGCUAGAAGAACAUAUGCAAUCUUUGGAGUCAAACAAGCAACAGCUAGCCACUAUUGAAAAAAACCUGAGGGAAAUGCAAGUAGACUUGGGAAAAUUCAGGUUCCCUAUCACAAUAGAAUCCCUGCAAGUUUUGGAACCUUUCAAUCAAUUGCUUUUGGAACAGAAGUCACAGAUUGACAUUCUCCAAUCCCGGAUUCCACCAGAAAAAACAAUCGAACUAUACUCAGGCACUGCUGCAAUUCACAACCUAAUGACUAGUCUGCAAAUGAAGGCCAGAAAUCAUGAAAGGUACCUCAACCUGAGGCAACGUGCCGAAGACAUUAAAGAGGCUAUUGAGGAACAGGUCAACCAGACCAAUGAAGAGAGCAGGGAGGUGGCAGAGAAGUAUAAGAUCUGUCAAAAGCUUAUUUUCCAGUUCCCGCUGAUAAAAAAGCUAUGUGACGAGGCUGGAUCUGAACUCCAGGUGAUCCUGGCUGACCUAUACCCUUCACAACUGAGCUCAGAGCAACAGAGACUUCAACAACUUGAGGAAAGCUUCAAAAUCUUGGAGAAGAAAACCCUCAACGAUAUCAGCCUUUUUGAGUGGAGUCUACUGAAAGAAGUGGAUCUGGUCACAGAGAGAAACGCCACACGAGCCUCACUCAGAGAGGCUCUCCUGGAGCUCCAAAAACCCCCACUGAUGGAGCCAAACGAGAGAUCCAUUGAUAAGGAAUACCAGAGGAUAAUGUUUCUGAAAAAAACUGUUGAGUCAAGAAUGAGAGCCUUGGAGGUUUUAGAGCAGAACAAAGGACACACGGAAGGAACCAACACUUUAGAUCUUGAACACUUGAAGAAGGAAGUUCUACAUGAAUGUGACUCACAAAUGGACAAUAUCUCUGAUGCAAGGAUUUCUCUGAAGAACUACAUCUCUACUGUAAAACAAACACGAAAAUUCCUGAGGGACUCUGAGGUCUUUCUGUUACCCCUUCCUGGCUCAGCUGGAGUCUGUUGUGAAAAGUUGGAGGUGACCCAGCAGGUGUUGGCCUCCCUGGAAGACAACAUCCAGACUUACAUUGACCAGCUGAAAGGGGAAGAGACCCUGCAUCCUUACUUGUCCCUUGUGGAGGUAGAGCAACUCAAAGAGGCCAUUCUGAGCCAGUUCCUGGUGAGGAUUUCCACACUUAAGGCAAAGGGCUUUCUACAUUUGGAGAAUCUUACAAGCUGUGCUGAAAAUUACAGAAAUUAUACUAAAUUUAAUGAAGACAUCAGUCUGAGUGUAAGGAACACAGAGGAGAGCCUUGCACAGGUGGUCUCUCAGAAGGUCAACUCUCUGGCUGACUGUAGUGAACAGUUAGCUAAAGUUGUGGCAUUGCAAGAGGAGCUGGAUUGUCUGCAAAAACAUCUGGAAGAGGUGGUGGACUGGUGUCCGGAGCAGAGCUGCCGUGGACACCGGGAAACCUCAAUGGCCGCCGUAUGGAGACGCAUAGUAACACUCCGCCAUUGCUUUCAGCAGCUGACUCCUAGACUUAAACAAAUAAUUGUAGAAUGGAGUGACAUCACCUGCAGUGUGGAGAAAGCGUCCGCUUUACUGCAGCAGGUGGAGGCGGAGCUCCCUAAGCCUGCCCCGUUGAUUGCAUCUACCAAUGAGCUUCAUGAUCUGCAGCAGUUCUGGGAACAAUACCAGGACAGGCUGGACUGUGAACACAACUCUCUUUCUGCCCUUGAGUUACGCAUUACCAGGCUGCUGGGUAUCCCUGCCAAUGUGGAACCGGCUCCGCCCGCUCCACUCUGUCAGCAGCUCCAAGCAAUGCAGGCCAGGUACAAUAGUGUAAAGCAGACCAGCCGCGAGGGUUUGGCGUUCAUCAAGCUGGAUCUAGAGGAGAAAGAAAAAGUGCAGGAGGAGCUGCAGGUCGUUUGGGUUUGGUUGACCGCUGCUGACAGUCUGUUGUCAGAGAUGGACCCAAGCAGCAACACAGCAAAGCUGAAGGAGAUCCAUUGCCAGUUGUGCAUCCAGAAGGCUUUGGUCCAUCGCAUCAUGGAACGUAUAAAUACAAAAUACUCAGAGGCUGUGCCAGCCGAGAUCGGUGGCCAACUGCAGGAGAUUCAAAAGAUUUUACAACAAGUCGAAGUCAAGGUACAAGAGGCAAUAGAAAAGAGUGACCCUGUGCGCAGAAUCGGUGCAAAGCUGCUGGAAACCCACACUGGCUUGAGUUCAGUGCGGCAAACGCUGGAAGAGAAAAGUUCUACUGUAACAGACGCAAAGCUUACUCAGAAGCUGGUGUGGGACCAGUUGGACAGAUGGCACUCGAAUGUGGCAGCGCUGGAAACUGAUAUGCGGACCCUGGAGAGCCCGCAGGAGGCGUUGUCCCUCGCAGAGAGACUAACUGAGGUGCAGGAGCUCUAUGCUCAUCUAGCCAAGCAGGCGGAGCAUAAGACCACUCUCCUCAGCAAGAUGCAGACGUGGCUUCAGGAGCAUCAAGAAAUGAUCAACAGCUCCGAGAGUUGGAUGGCACAGACUCAGUCCUGGCUCGCCGCUCCUCGCACUUACACCACAGCUAAAUGUCUGAGCGACCACGUUCAAGCUCUGCAGACGGUCUUGAAAGACUCAACGCAGAUCCGCAGCACUUUGCAAGGUUUUAGUUCAGUCCUGGACGAAAUGUCUCAAGUGGUGGACGUGUCCGCUCUCCGGGAACAGCUCUCCCAAGCCGACCGCCAAGUGGCCGCCGUUCAAGACAGCUUUGCCGCUCCUUUGUCUCGACUCCAGCAGGCCACCUCCGAGGUGGAAGUGAUCGAGAGCGAGGUCAGGGAGAUGGAGAGCAACGUUGCUGAGAUCAAGAGUAUUUUAUCUUCUCCAGAGACUCUGCCCAGCCCCAAAGAGAGACGUCUCAAGGUGGUGGAACAGAAGAUCCACUCCAUGAGGAGCGGCAUCGCGGACAUCCAGAAGGCAAAACCGGAACUUCAUCUUCCAGAGAAGGCUGAGGAGACGCUGACCGUCUUCAGUGUCAUUGAGGAGCUGCAGAAGUUGCUGCUAGAACUGGAGAAGAAAGUCCCAGCUCUCUUUAUCCAGCAGCUUCCCACGCCACUCCAAGUCCCGAAGACCACAUCCCAAGCAGGAUCCAGCACGGAGGAAGCUGAGGAGAACGCCCAAAUCAUGAUCGCCCAUGUUGAGGAUGACGCGCUGCGACUCUCAGGAGCUACGUUGUUGACGGUUGAAAGAGCGACGCCCGAGCAGAGACUGUCAGAGACCGCUGACAGCCCGACGCGGCAAGGCGCUGGCGGCGAGGAGGCCUGUCAGGAAGUGGGAGGGCAGGAGCAGAGAGUGAAGGGAGGUGGAGGAGGUGUUGUGUGGUGGCUCUGGGAUGCUCUCCUGGGUGGUUCUUCUGAGCAACCGGACGCCCCUGAAAAGAGAGAACCUUCCGGUGAAGAAAGCGCCGAGCUGGCGUCGCCAGAUGACACCCAGGACGUGCCCGGCGCCGCUGACGAGCGUUCUCCCGAGGACCGGUCAGACGUGGAGAGCGAGAGCGCCGACGAGAGACUGGUAAACACGUCCUCCUCCACCGCAAACCUCCACAAAGCUCAGCAGAGAUGUGUGCUCUCGUAGAUCUAAGAAACGCGUCCUCUAGCCUCAGAACACCAGCGUCUCCUCCUUAUUCCAACACCAAAACCCCCAUGAGGCUUCAGGAGAGUAGAGAACCUAGUCCGAGAACUUCCUGUAGACCAAAGUCCUGAUUAAACGUGUCCCAGUCCAACCAGGGGUGACCAAUAUGCCGCCAUUUUGGUCCCACGGCUGGUUAUUUAUUGAACAAAUACAAUUAAUUGAUUAACAAUGAUAUAUUUUAUAAGAUUUUACAUGAGUUUGCUUGGUCAGCCUAUGAAAACAAAGCUAAGAUGGUUUGUUCAAGUAGUUUAUUAGCACAGGGGUGUCCAAACUGCGGCCCACAGCAUAUUUUUAAACGGCCCGCGGCACACUCGAUAGCAUUCUAAUAUCAGCAUGCUAGCUUUUUUGCUAAUUUUACAGGUAUACACCGCGGCAUCACAUUUUUUUGUUCCUUGACGAAUGACGCCCGUUAGCACGCUAGCUUUUUUUAAGCUAAUUUUGUUAGGUACACACCUCCAGUCAUAUUUUAAUACUUGAUGCAUGCUAACUUUUGUACGGAGCCCCUAAAGGGACAUGGGGGGGGAAAAAAUUGUUUAUAUUUUUUAUUUUUUUAUUUUUUAUUGUUAU